Messenger RNA from Yamadazyma jaroonii, 2220 nucleotides. NCBI's taxonomy places the organism in Eukaryota, Fungi, Ascomycota, Pichiomycetes, Serinales, Debaryomycetaceae. The record is from the annotation of a GenBank genome assembly.
AUGGAUAAACGUAGUAAGAAAGGGCCAAUCUAUAAAGAUGAUAUUCCCUAUGAUUACAUCGUAAUUAUCGAUGCUGGAUCCAAGGGAUCUCGUGUCUUUGUCUAUAAUUGGCUCAAUCCUGCUGUCAGCUUGGAAAAAGGUUAUAACAUGGCCCAUCCAGUGAUUAGAAGUCUCGGUGAAGAAACUGAUUCAGAUUCCGAUGAUGAUGAUAACACUCAAUCUGAAGAAUCCACGGAUAUCCAAGUACCUAGAAUUAAUACCAAGAAGAAAUGGAAAACCAAAAUCAAACCUGGAAUAUCGACGUUUGCUCAAAGUCCUCAGAAAAUAGGAAAGCACCAUUUGAAAUAUUUACUUAAAUUAGCAGAGAAGGUUGUACCUGAAUCCCAACAUUCUAGAACUCCUAUAUUUCUUCAUUCCACUGCUGGAAUGAGAUUAUUGACUCCUUCCCAACAACAAACGGUUUUAGAUGAAGUGUGUGAAUAUUUCACUACUAAAUCGAAAUUCUACUUACCUGAUUGUUCUUCUCAUAUAAAUGUCAUUGAAGGUGAUAUAGAAGGUUUAUAUGGAUGGUUAUCUUCAAAUUAUCUUAUGGGAAGUUUCGAUCAUCCUCAAAGUCAUCAACAUGGAAAAGGUCACACUACCUAUGGUUUAUUAGAUAUGGGAGGUGCCUCAACUCAAGUGGUUUUCCAACCCAACACCACCGAAACUGAAGAACAUAAAAAUAAUCUUUAUAAAUUUGAUCUCUUCAAAUUACCAAUAAUGGAAGAUGGGAAAUUCAAAAAUCCUGAAAAUUUACAGUUCGAUGUCUAUUCUGACUCCUAUCUUGGUUUAGGAAUGACACAAGCUUAUGAAAAGUAUCUUAAAUCAUUAACUGAAAACUCGUCGCAGGAAGGGUCAAAUUUUCUUUCUUAUAAACCACCGAUCAAUGAUCCUUGUUUGCCCAAAGGAUACACAACAUCAAGAACAGUGGAUGACGAGAAUUACGAUUUCACAGGUGAUUCUGAUUUUCAAAAAUGUUUACUUUCAAUUUUCCCGGUUUUAUCAAAAGGAGCGUAUGGUCAUUCUGAUAAACCGUCAGGUAAUUGUCAACAAUACGAUGAUCAAGCAGAUGUUAGUUCAUGUCUAUUGAAUGAUCUCAUUCCGGCAUUUGAUUUCGAUAUCAAUUACUUUUUGGGUGUCAGUGGCUAUUGGUACGCUACAAGUAAGCUUAUGGAUUAUAAUGAGAAGCGAGACGGCAAAAAUGUUCAUAAUCCUGAUAAGUUUCUCGGGGGUGCUAAUGGGAAGGGAGGUGAUGAAGGUGUGAAAGGCGAUGAAGAGAAAGAAGAUGAAGGAAAAGAUGAUCAAGGAAAAGAUGAUGAAGGAAAAGAUGAUGAAGGGAAAGAUGAUGAAGGGAAAGACGAUCAAGGAAAAGACCACGCAGAAAAAGGUAAAGGUAAUGGUAAAGAUAAAGGUAAGAACGAAACCUAUGAUUAUAAAGUUAUCUAUGAUAACACCUCCAAAUUAUGCUCGAAAUCAUAUGCUGAAUUAAUGAAACUCAAUGAAAUGAAGUCUUCUGAUGAUCAAUUACAUCUGGAUGAAUUAGCAAGUCUUUGUUUCAAAUCUACAUGGAUCUUAAAUUUCCUCCAUGUGGGUUUAGGUUUCCCUAGAUUCGGAAUAGACGAAGUUAAAUCCACUAAAUUCAAAUCCUUGGAAUUCGUUGAUAAAAUCAAUGGACAAGAAUUUUCAUGGACUUUGGGAAGAGCUUUAUUAUAUGCAAAUGACGAGUAUAUCCAAGCUUAUAGCAAUUUUACCCAACAAGAAAUAAAAAGGUCAGGCUUCACUUACUCAGCUUCACCUAAUUUGUUCCAUUAUGGAAGUGAACAAAAUGGGGUUGCUCCACGACCUGUAUUCAAUAGGGAUGCGGCUGGAAAUGAAAAGCUUGAUGUUGACACAGAUGAUGAUGAAAGCCAUGCUGAGCUGAAAUGGUAUAUUCAGCCUCAUAGGUGGUACGGUGUUGGAUUCUUAGGGGUCCUUUUACUUUUGAUAUUCUGGUUAUUAAUUGGUAAACAACGUAGGACUAGAAUUACCAACACUAUAGCCACUAAAAUAAGGUCUUUAAAAAAUUUCAGAUCAGUCACUUAUACCAAGGUAAGAGAAGAUUUAGAGUUAAAUGAUUUGGGUCCCAGUAGUGACAAUUUCGUUAUCUCCUAUGACGAGGGCGAUAAAAGUUCAAAUGUAUAA